AUGUCCAAGAACCUCAUCCAUCAGACAUGGUCAACGUGGCGGGACUGGAUAACUCCAGUAACACACACAUCCACAUUUCGCGAAACAGGCAAAAUCACGCCCGAGGAGUUUGUCGCCGCCGGCGACUAUCUAGUCUUCAAGUUCCCAUCGUGGCAAUGGGCAGAUGCAUCGACGCCGGCACAGCGCGUCCCCUUCCUGCCACCGGGGAAACAGUAUUUAGUGACUCGCGGAGUCCCUUGCCAUCGUCGACUGAAUGAUAAUUUCGCCGGCGAUUUACAGGAGGAUGUUAUCAUUAAAGAUAUGCUUCGAGCGGGAGCGGCCGGCGACGCUGAUGACGAUGGAUGGCUACAGACGGGCGGUAGAAGGGAUUAUGCCGAUACGCAGGAGGCGAAGAGGAAAGAUGUACGCACCGUUGAUGAAGCUGGUAAUGUCAGUGAACAGGGAGAAGACGAAGAUGAAAUUCCGGAUAUGGAAGAUGAUGACGACGAUGAGGAGGCUAUUAUUCGAGAUCCAGCGGGGAAUUCGGGAACCACAGCUCCCCUCCGAACAUACAAUCUCUAUAUCACAUAUGCCAACUACUACCGCACACCACGACUAUAUCUAUCCGGCUACCUCUCUCCCUCCGAACCACUGCCACCGCAUCUCAUGAUGGAAGAUAUUGUCGGCGAUUACAAGGACAAAACGGUCACACUUGAAGACUUUCCGUGGUUCGACACAAGCGUGCCCAUGGCAACCGUCCAUCCAUGCCAACACGCCUCGGUCAUGAAAAUAUUACUCGACCGGGCAGACGCAGCACUCAAACUGCGACGACAGAAACUUAAGAAGGCUCGCUCCGCAGAGGAAGCUUCACAUAUCAAAGUCGACAGUGGUCUUGAAGGGUUGGUAGACGAUACCGCAAACCUAUCUCUGGCCGAGCGACAGCAACGGAAAGCUCAACAAACCGACGCAAGUAGGAAUAAUAAUAAUAAUAGUAACAACAACGGCAAUAAUAAUACGAUGAGUGAUGAGUGGGAGGUUCUACAACACGACGGCAAUCAAUCGGAGGAAGAUAUGGAAUUCCAGUCAGCAAUCCGGGUUGAUCAAUAUUUGGUUGUGUUUUUGAAAUUCAUUUCCAGUGUUACUCCGGGCAUAGAACAUGAUUUCACCAUGGGGGUUUAG
This is a messenger RNA of Talaromyces atroroseus, 1158 nucleotides long. RefSeq names its product Autophagy-related protein 3. The coding region runs from base 1 to 1158 and encodes 385 amino acids. NCBI's taxonomy places the organism in Eukaryota, Fungi, Ascomycota, Eurotiomycetes, Eurotiales, Trichocomaceae. Gene Ontology annotation, cellular component: cytoplasmic ubiquitin ligase complex; cytosol. Gene Ontology annotation, biological process: autophagosome assembly; autophagy of mitochondrion; nucleophagy. Gene Ontology annotation, molecular function: Atg8-family ligase activity. The record is from RefSeq and is a predicted model, not a curated record. The transcript is spliced from 2 exons.